Molecule: messenger RNA, 4981 nt
Organism: Poeciliopsis prolifica (blackstripe livebearer)
Lineage: Eukaryota; Metazoa; Chordata; Actinopteri; Cyprinodontiformes; Poeciliidae
Product: amphoterin-induced protein 3-like
Exons: 2
Coding region: 417-1763 (448 amino acids)
Cellular component (GO): plasma membrane
Molecular function (GO): protein binding
Source: RefSeq, a predicted model, not a curated record
UGGUGCUGUUUGUAAAACACUGCAAAGCACCACAGGAUGUUUGUCGACUGGCACUCCUAUUCGGGAUGAAGAGAAAGUCAGGAGGGAGACCCUAAACUUGGUUGCAGAGAAAGCGAGGGAAGAACAUUAUCCCCUGAGCGGCGCUGAGUCUGAGCAGAGGAUCCAAGAAGGAGAUAAGGAUUAAGCUGCUGUGUUGUGCGUCUUCAUUAAUGGGAUACAAGUUUGAAAAAGGAGACUGAGAAGAAGAGAAAAGAAAAAAAAACCUCAAAAGUUGGAGGUUAGUGCUGUCAGGCGGUUUAUUUUGGGAUUUGGGAUUCUGGUUACCUUCUUUCAUGUUUUGGAGAGAAGAAUUGAAUCAAACAACCAGACGGAGCCAGAGGGAAUUCAAGAAUUUAAAGGAUCUGACUCCCUGAAUUAUGACCUCUGAACACUUUCAAGUUCUUUCCCUCCUGCUGUUCUGCGUCCUCCACAGCUCUGAGCAAACCUGCCCUUCUAAAUGCUUCUGCAUGUCUGACACAGUGAGAUGUAGUUCUGUUGGUCUGCACGAACUUCCUCAAUCCCUGCCCUCCUUUCCCACCAACCUUGACUUCAGCCACAACCACAUCAUCCGGCUGGAUCCAGACACCUUAACCAUGACGCCCCGACUGGAAAAGCUCUGGAUGGCCCACAAUGAAAUACGUACAUUGAGUCAUAACGUUUUUCGUAAUGUGUCUGGCCUGAGACUGCUGGACUUGUCCUCCAACAGGCUUCAGAUGGUGGAGCAACACUACUUCCAAGGGCUGUGGAGGCUGGAGGAGCUCCGUCUCUUCAACAAUAGGAUCACACAAGUGGAGGGCAGCUCGCUGAGCGGUCUGAGCAGCUUGAAAAAAGUUUACUUCAGCUUCAACCAGAUCACACACUUCCCAUUUUUCUUCAUCCAGGAUCACACUCACCCUUUUCUGGCUAUGCUGGACCUGUCGUCCAACCGGAUGUCGAGUCUUCCGUGGGAGGAUGUGAAAGCUUUGCCACAGUUGGUGCAGCAGGGGCUGUACACUCACAACAACUCAUUCAUCUGCAACUGCUCCAUGUACGACAUGUUUAGGCACUGGAAUCUGAGUAAAUACAACUCGAUCAAAGACUUUACAGAUGAGCACACCUGCAAUGUUAAUGGGGACCCUUGUAAAUCCAUCCGGUUCUUUCGUGACAAUGGGUUUUUCCAGAACUGCACUGAAAAACCCAUCAUACAGCCUGAAACGGAUCUCCCAGAUGUGGUGGUCUUUGAGGGUAACAGGGUGCACCUGGACUGCCAAACAUCCAUUAGCAGUACAAACCUCUCAUUUACAUGGCUUUCCCCAAGUAGGGGCUUCAUCACCCAAAGCAGCAUGAAUGACACACGUAUUAACAUGUUUCCCGAUGGCACCUUGGAGAUACACGCAACCACGACCAACAACUCAGGUGUGUAUCUUUGCACCGCUGUGGACAUUAAACAGGCAUUGAAUGCAACAUGUAAGGUGAAAGUGAUCGUGCUGCUGCGGUUCCACACUGGUUACACAACACUGCUAGGCUGCAUUGUGACUUUGGUUCUUAUCCUCGCAUACCUUUUUCUCACUCCAUGUCACUGCAGCUUCUGCAAACAGCCUCCAGUGCACUCCAACCAAGGCACCUUGUCGUGCAUUUUCUCAUAUUUUACAAGAAAACAACCCAACACUGACACCUUGAAGCAUGUGGCCUUCAUGGAGCAUCCAAUGGGUGAAGAUAGGAUAGAAUGGAUACCUCAAAGCUGAGGAUAGGCCAUGUUCUUUGGUUAGUUUGUCAGUAGACAAAGAGAUUUGGUUAACCUUAUUGUUUGGAAGAGCUGAGAUGUCAUUUGAGUGUAAAUGCAGUAAGAAAAAUCAAGCUCUAAUGUCUCUUUUUCAUCUUCAAGAGAGGGGGGGGAAAAAAUCAAUUUUCUGUUCCAAUUAUUUUUUGUCUCAUGACCAGGUAGUCGAUAUAAAAGUUUCAGCAAUGGUUUAUUACCUUCACUGUAGAGCUUUUAUCAGUCCUACAAUUCAGCUAAUAACUUAUUUUUUGCACUCAGCCACAGCUGUGUGAGGAGUAUUUCUUGUAGGAUCAGACUGAAUCUGACUCACUUCUCACAUAAAGUAUUUAGUGUGAAUUAAAACUCCCUCAGUAUGUUCAAGCUGAGUGAUUGUGUGAACUGCACGAGUGUAGGUUUGAAAAGAAAAGCAAAAUGUUGACUUGUUCAUCAGCUGCAGCUCUGAUGGAUUAUUGUACAAUACCUGGAAAAAGUAUUUACACUCUUGAGUUUUGUUCACAUUUUGUCACAUUACAGCCACAAACAUGGUAGCCAACACUAAGAGGUGAGGUGAAGUGAAAGGAAAAGAUGCCUGGUUUUUUAAUUUGCAUUUCUUGAGCAGUAUCACAAUGAUACAGAUUUUUUUUUUUACAAAUUAAAAACUAAAAAGUGUGUAUUACUUUUGUAUUUAGCCCAUUUUACUCUGAAGCACAUUAAAAAAAUAGUGCGUUACUUUCAAAAGUGAUCCCAUUUUUGGGAAGAUGGAUGAAAAACUUCAGACUGAGUCAGAGGUUCACAUUCCAGUAGAAAAAAAAACUACAAUUGACUAGCUUAAAUUCAAGCAAAUUUCUGUAUUGCAAUGGCCUAUACACAGUUGGCACACACACAGCUAACUAACAAUCUGUGGAAAAACUUUGAUAUUCACAAGUGCUCAUCAUUAACGCUGAUGCUUGAGCUAUUUUGCAAAGAGUUUGCAAAAAUUACAUUCUUAAACUAUGCCAAGCUGAUAAGAAAAAUUUGCAGAUGUAACUUGCAGAUAGCUGACUCUUGAGAGCCAAAUACACUAACAUUCAAAGAACCACUGCAAUUACUCACUUUUAAUGUAGCUUUUAUUUUUAGUUUUAUUUUCUAAUUGGGGUCUUUCAAAGACAGCUGCUUGCAAUGAAUUGCAUUUAGGAGUCUGAGAGUAAAGGGGGCUUAUCUGACAACACAUUUUAUAGAUUACCUUCCACUUGACAUCUGUGGACUGUUUAGUGUUGAUUUCCCAUAUAAAAUGUAAAAAUAAAAACAGAGUAUAUGAUUGCAAUGCCAAAAAACCCCCAAAACAAACAAACAAAAAAAAACCACAAAAGUUUGAGAGAUGUAAAUAGCUGCAUGUAGGUCUAUGGAUCAGUCUGUCCUGAAACUUUCCCAUUUCCCUAAUAAAGGAUUUAGCACCUAAUUAAGAUCUAAAUAUCAUCUUCCCUUCCAUGGCUUAUCUGUCAGAAAACAGAGGUUCCCCCGGAGUAAUCCAUCAUGCAUAUACAUAACACAUUCAAACCUGUUGCAUUAAUCUGCCAGAAAACAAGCCUAAAAAUCUCCAUCUGCACUCCGCUUAUCUGACAAAUGGUGAAACAGAGAAAUAAGGAGUCUCGACAAACAAAAACCAAGCAGCGACUGGGCUGCUCUUCAAAGAAGGCAACUCUUUGAUCAUGCACUGCCGAGCACUUUGAGUGCAGAGGAACAAACAUGAGAACUAAAUUUGAACUGAAGUGACAAAUUCUUCAAGCAGCUCUGACGCACAGCCAGCGGGGGCAUUACUUUGUAUGGCUUUUUUUUUUCUUGUUAUUUGUAUGUAUGGGGGGUUUUGUGUAUGUAAUUGAUCUCAACAUGCUUGAAAUGACAAAAUUACACACCACAACGACAGAGAUUAAAGCAGUAGAGGAUGGACUUUUAUAUACUUUCAUGGAGGCGCACGAGCAUUCAUGAUAAGGAAAAAAUAGUGUUAUUCUUGUAAAAGACUGAAGAGAGAGUGAGGCUGACUGAGCAUGAAAGAGUAUAAAAAAUAACAUCCCUUAAUCAAUUUGUCCACACCCAUGCUGCCAUAUUUCAUUGAGUUUGUAUUUUAAUCUUGAUGCAAACACUGAGUGGGCUGCAGAAGAUUGAAGGGAAUUAGAUGUAAUCCUUCAUGUAAAGUCUAAGAGGUGCUGUCUCUCUCUGCACAUCUCACAAAGAAAAACAUACUCUUUGAGUGGGCACCUUGAACAGAAACUCAAGCACAAAAAUGGUCAUCUAUAAUGAAACAGUGCAUGAAACUUUCAGAAACUCUUUGGGAUUAAGCCAAAAUCUGUCAGAUGAGGAGAGCACUGCAUUGUUCUUUCUUGUUUCCAUUUUUUUUUUCAGGUUGGGAAGCAACAUUUAAAUCCUUCAACAACGAUUACACAACAUACUGCUUCGUGCUAGAUGCAACGUCAUGACCGCCUUUUUGGUUUUCAUAGCCAGUGCAAAAGAGACACAAACUGAUGUGAUGACUCUGGAUCUGGCUUUAGCAGAAUAACAUGAGGACACACGAUCAGGUCUUUUGUUAAUUCCUGUAUUUUAAAAAUCCCUCUAAUCUGGUUCUGUUCUCUUACGUGCACACAGCUGGAGGUUGGAUUUACGGUUUCUGAUGUGAUUUGAUGAAAAGCGGAAACACAGAUGACUCGAUGUGAACAUUUCAAAGGUCAAAAGGAUCAUCAGCGGACCGCGUUUAUGUAAGACAACAGGAAUAUAAGAUUUCAGGAAGAAGAUACAGAAAAGAAUCUCAUCCAAGUGUGUUUGUGCAGCUUGAACUGUUUUUACAUGUGACAACAUUCUAAUCAUAGACUUUAACGUACUUUAUUUGCAUUUCAUGUGAUACGCAUACAUAAAAUGCUGCAUAAUUGUAUUAUGAAAUGAAAACUGUAACAAUACAUGUUUCGGAAAAUUAAAAACAAAAAAGUGGAAAGGAAUUACUUGCUUUGGUUUUCUGCCUGCCCGUAGUGAUACAUUGUAGAGACAAGUAGGCAAUUUCACCUGCAGGUCAUUUGCACAUGUCCUGAUCUAGAAUUGCAAUUUGUCUAUUUUUCUUUGCAAAAAAUAUCAGUGUCAGUCAUGGAAAGCUUUGCUUUAAAUCCACUUUCAAACGUUCCACUGGUUCUGAUUUACUUGAGCUCUUCACUGUCCGUUUUGGUGAGGUUGUGGCUCUUG